Trichoplusia ni (cabbage looper) is the source of this 612-nucleotide messenger RNA. RefSeq lists its product as uncharacterized. The transcript has 3 exons. The record is from RefSeq and is a predicted model, not a curated record. Lineage: Eukaryota; Metazoa; Arthropoda; Insecta; Lepidoptera; Noctuidae. Bases 229 to 567 code for a protein of 112 amino acids.
UAAUAUUAUAUUGAUACAAAGAUUCGUCCAUCCAUACUCUCGUGUGCAGCGUCCAGAUAAGCCUUAAAUAAGAUUCAUUUAUUUAUCGGAUUUAUUUACAAAGCACAGGGCGAAAUAUAGAUGCUAUUGUAAUACUAACUAAGUAAUUUAUCUUCUUUACAGUAUAUUGAUGAUUCCUACGCUGAUUCUGAUGAGCCAUCAUUAGACAUUGAUGAACGCGUCGGUAUUAUGGAAGAUACCGACUGUCCCUCCAACAAAACCAACGAACCUAUUUACUACAUUGUCGACACAACGGAUACGGUGAGGGUCGUGGUACAAGUGCCGCGAAAAUUUGAGCAGAUCUACACUGUUGAGUGGUGCCUAAAGGAGGGUCAGAUGAAACAGGACAGUUCAAACUUCUUAAAUCUUACAUUAAGUCAUCAUGAUAUGGAAUGUGUCACCAUGAGGAUGAACUUUGAUUUCAUCGUUCUGAGUGAAAAUGGACGAGGCCUGGAGAGAGUUCAAGCAAAAGAUGGAAUCCCAGUAUGCUGUAGGUGCAGACAGAUGGACAAAAAAGAAGGAAAAUAAAGAAAUCUUAUAAUAGAAAAGUUGCAUAAAGUUUUGACAAGAUGC